UUAACCUCUCAGUCUCAGGUCUGCUCCGGUCCCAGUAAGGGGAAUCAGUGCUCCCUGUGUGUCUCUUUCUUUCUCUCUCUCUCUCUCUCUCUCUCUCUGCAUCCUGCGCUCCAGGGGUACAGACAGACAGACAGAUCACCCCUCUGCUCUCUACUGAAUCACUACAGUCUGGGGGAAACUUUAAUCCUUUCAUUUCCUGUGAACAUUUUGGUCAUCCGGCCGUCUGUCCUUCUGUUUACUCCUGUCCUUCUCUUCCUCCUUUCCUCUCCCCCUCUUCUUCUCUCUGUGUCCACGACGAGACGAGUUGUCUGGGGAUUUUCUCAUUCUCCCUCCUGAUCUGUUUCCCAGAGGAGCUCGGCGCUUCUCUUCUGUUCUUCUCUCUCUUUGUUUCUGCCUCCAUCCUUCAUCGCCAUGGAUAUGGGCAGCCUGACAACGGUGGUGGCCAACUCGGCCUACAUCUCGGCGCGCGGGAGCUUCGACGGCACGGCCAACCCGUCCGCCAACCGAGACAAGAAGUACCACACCCGCCUGAAGCUGCCUCACAUCACGGUGUGCGAGGGCCUCAGGGAGACUCUGGACCUGGGCUUCCAGACCGCCUGCGUGGAGCAGCCCAUCGGCAAGCGUCUGUUCCAGGAGUUCCUGGAGGCCAACAACGAAUACAAAGGCCCCUGCCGCCUGUGGAAGGACGUGGAGGAGUACAACCAGGCCGAGGACCAGGACCGCGUUAAGAAGGCCUCCAAGAUGCUCUCUCGCUACAUGGAUCCAAGCGCCAAACACUUCUGCCCUUUCCUGCCGGAGAACGACAUCACCAAGGUGAAGGAGAAGCACGCGGAGGCCGGAGACGAUCUGUUGGUGGAGACUCUGACCAGCGUACUGGACUUCCUCAAGGAGGUCCCUUAUACCUUCUACCUGGACAGCAUGCACCUGAAGAGGUUCCUCCAAUGGAAAUGGCUGGAGAUGCAGCCCACGGGGGAGGACUGGUUCAUGGACUUCCGUGUCCUUGGGAAGGGGGGCUUCGGGGAGGUACACGCCACCUCCAUGAAGGCCACGGGGAAACUGUACGCCUGCAAGAAGCUCAACAAGAAGAGGCUGAAGAAGAGGAAAGGAUAUGAGGGUGCGAUGGUGGAGAAGAGAAUUCUGGCACGUGUCCACAGCAGGUUCAUCGUGUCACUGGCCUACGCCUUCCAGACAAAGACUGAGCUCUGUCUGGUCAUGACCAUCAUGAAUGGAGGAGACUUGAGGUAUCAUAUCUACAAUGUGGAUGAGAACAACCCAGGGUUUGAUGAGCAGAGGGCCUGUUUCUACACAGCUCAGAUCAUCCAGGGUAUGGAGCACCUGCACCAGAAGAGAAUCAUCUACAGAGACCUCAAACCUGAGAACGUGUUGUUGGAUAAUGAAGGUAACGUGCGUAUCUCUGACCUUGGUCUGGCUGUGGAGCUGGAGGACAACCAGACCAAUAUCAAAGGCUACGCUGGGACUCCAGGGUUCAUGGCCCCAGAGCUGCUGAAAGGGGAGGAGUAUGACUGGUCAGUGGACUACUUUACCCUUGGGGUCACGCUGUAUGAGUUCAUCGCUGCCAAGGGACCUUUCAGAACCCGAGGAGAGAAGGUGGAGAACAAAGUAGUGAAGAAGAGGAUUCUGAACGACCCCGUGGCCUAUCCGGAGAAGUUCAGUGAGAAAGCCAAGUCCAUCUGCGAGGCGCUGCUGUGCAAGACGGUGGACCAGAGGCUGGGCUUCAAGAACGGGUCCUGCGACGAGCUCCGAGCGCACCCCUUUUUCAGCGAACUCAACUGGAUGAAACUGAACGAAGGGAUCCUGGUGCCUCCGUUUGUUCCCGACUCCAAGACGGUCUACGCCAAGGAUCUGGACGCCGUCGGAGCUUUCUCAACAGUGAAGGGAGUCACCCUGGACGACCCCGACAAGGAGUUCUUUGACGAGUUCUCCUCGGGGAACAUCCCCAUUCCCUGGCAGGAGGAGAUGAUCGAGACGGGGAUCUACGGGGAGCUGAACCUCUGGGGGGUCGGGGGGGCGCUGCCCAACGACCUGCGCAGGGAGAGCAUCCUGGAACAGCCCCCGAAGUCCUCCACCUGCUGCCUGUCAUAGAUCAGAGGUCAAGGGGUAGGGAACAUGGAACUCUUUGGUUGCGUUCCCCUGCUCAGACGUUGCAUGCAUCAGCCAAUGGCUGCGUGCCACAUCAUCGACCGUGGCAUCGACUGACAGAUAGCUAUAACAUAUAAUGUGGUUAGCUGAUACUGUAAGUAAAAUAAAAAUCCAGGCGUUGUCAGAUCUGGCAGGCAUCAGCAACGCCUGGGCACGGGAAAGCCCCCUUUAUGAAUAUCAUUACUAGGAAGGAUAUCAUUGGCCGGCCGAGUGGAGGAAGUAGUCUCGGGCCAAUGGCAGAGACGUGGUCACGAAGGAGGCGGGUGGAUUUAAUGGAAUGGGAUGGGUUGUAAAACGAUGGAAUGUUUAUUUAGUUUAUUAUAUGUUAUGUAUCACUAUGUUUAUCAAAAUGAACAAGUUAAAAGACGUUUUAGAUAUCUACACCUGUUUCUUCUCAGUGAAGAAUCAUUAUUUUCUUGCUACUACGGCAACUGGUGAAAUGCACCAUUUAUUGUACUUCACCAAAGAGACAGAAUAGUUCUUUAACAGCCAGCCACUAUGCUGAGAAAACUACAUACAGUCACUGUAAUGUUUGAUUUAUUAUAACAGAACUAUAAUGGCUCUGUUUCUGUUUACUUGUUUGUCUUUUGCUGUGGAAUCUUCUGAGUUUUGGGAAUGUGAUGUCAUCAAUGCAGUGUGUGUGUGUGUGUGUGUGUGUGUGUGUGUGUGUGUGUGUGUGUGUGUGUGUGUAUAUAUAUAAAUGUAAAUAUAUGUAUUUAGAUAGAUAGGGGAGAACUCAUCACUUGGUUUUAUCUGAUUGUCAUGUGCAGUGACUGUAGCUCUCUCUGUCCCCUCUCUUCACACUCCAUCACAAGUCUCUCAGAUAUACAUCAGUUUAAUGACAGAUAUAAAUCCAACUAGCAUCCAGUAUUUUAUGUCUCUGUUCUACUGUAUAUUCUUAUGCUCCACAAGGUCUUUUCAAAUUACGGUCAGAGGCCUAUGGGUCCUGGUCAAAAGUAGUGCACUAUAUAGGGAAUAGUGUGCCAUGGGCCCUGGUCAAAAGUAGUGCACUAUAUAGGGAAUAGUAUAUAGGGAAUAGUGUGCCAUGGGCCCUGGUCAAAAGUAGUGCACUAUAUAGGGAAUAGGGUGCCAUGGGUCCUGGUCAAAAGUAGUGCACUAUAUAGGGAAUAGGGUGUCAUGGGCCCUGGUCUAAAGUAGUGCACUAUAUAGGGAAUAGGGUGCCACUUGGGAUGCAUAUUCCAAUAUGGAGUUACAGCAAUGUUGGUUUCUUGAUAAUAAAUACUGAUAUGACAUCAUAAACCCUGCAAGGAGUCACUCAUAAUCACUCAAUACAAAUUCUAAGUUGUACAUGUCACUUUUCAUAUCAGUAGAUAUGGGUGACAUAUCAGUAUAUACAGUGGGGCAAAAAAGUAUUUAGUCAGCCACCAAUUGUGCAAAUUCUCCCACUUAAAAAGAUGAGAGAGGCCUGUAAUUUUCAUCAUAGAACUUGCACAAUUGGUGGCUGACUAAAUACUUUUUUGCCCCACUGUAUAUAUGUGUGAAUUAUCAGUAUUUAUAUGUGUGACAUAUCAGUAUAGAUAUGCGUCACAUGUCAGUAUAGAUAUGCGUGACAUAUCAGUAUAGAUAUGCGUGACAUAUCAGUAUAGAUAUGCGUGACAUAUCAGUAUAGAUAUGCGUCACAUAUCAGUAUAGAUAUGCGUGUGUCAGUAUAGAUAUGCGUGUGUCAGUAUAGAUAUGCGUGACAUAUCAGUAUAGAUAUGCGUGAC
Messenger RNA from Oncorhynchus nerka (sockeye salmon), 3887 nucleotides. RefSeq names its product rhodopsin kinase GRK1-like. Gene Ontology annotation, biological process: regulation of opsin-mediated signaling pathway; signal transduction; visual perception. The record is from RefSeq and is a predicted model, not a curated record. Gene Ontology annotation, cellular component: cytoplasm. Lineage: Eukaryota; Metazoa; Chordata; Actinopteri; Salmoniformes; Salmonidae. The coding region runs from base 412 to 2103 and encodes 563 amino acids. Gene Ontology annotation, molecular function: rhodopsin kinase activity; ATP binding. The transcript is spliced from 7 exons.